AUGCAAUGUGACAGUUUGUUCAAUAGUUUAUUGAAAUAAUUUUUUUCCAACAGCUAUGAAGAAUUUAAGACAUAUUUGAUAAAGAAAGGCUGUAGAAUGGAUAACAAAAAGAAACGGAAAGGAAAGGUUGCUCCUACAGGAGAAGAGAACAGCUCUUUUGAACUAGACAUACGAUCUGAUAUUCAGAAUAAUAGCAAACUUAUUAACACAUUAAAGAACAAAGUGAUGGAAACUACAAACAAGCAAAAUGCAUUGUCUGCCAUUGUUGGUGCAAAAGGCAUGGCCUCAAAGUGGAAGCAUUAUGCAUCAAUCAAGCGGGUCAUGAAGUCCAAAAAUACACAAGAUGAUGAAGAAAAUGCAGCCAUUAAGGGGAAAGGAAUAGACCAGAUGGAAGAGAUGGACGCUUUUAAACCUUUUGGCAUGAAACAGGACACCAAAAAGAAACUCCGCUCAGCCAACGAUAAAACACUGAUUGACUAUUUUUAUCAACUGGGGCAGUCCAGGGACCCUAAUGCCAAAGUGGACCUGGAUUUUGUUGAUUCAUUAAUUAAGAAUGGGGCUAACAUAAAUUGUUCAGACAAACAUGGACAGACAUUAAUGCAUGAGGUCUGUCGCACCUGGCAUAUUGAUGUAGCUAAGUUUCUCUUGGAACUGGGAGCAAAUGUGAACCAGGCUGACAAAUAUGGCAGAACACCAUUACAUGUUGCUGCAGCAGUAGAUUAUCCAGAAAUGGUGGAAAUACUCAUUAAAAAUGGAGCUGAUAGAGAAUCACUUAGCAAUGAAAAACAAACACCAGUCCACUAUGCUGCCAAAAAUGAUGCAUGUAGUUCCCUGAAAAUGUUGCUUAAAAUGAAGUGCAAAUAUAAUGAUGUUCGAGAUUACAAGGGCAGGACACCUCUGUUUGUGGCAGCAGAACUGGAUCGGAGUGAGACAGCCAGUCUUCUGUUGGAAUAUAAAGCAGAUGUCAGAAUUACAGAUGAUAGUGGAAUGAAGCCAUUAAGUUGGAUGAUUACUAAAAUGCCCCCUGUGGCUUUGGAUGCUUUAAAGCAGUUCCACUCUACAGAUCGCCCUAACAGAAGACAAUACUUCUACCUUAAUGACCUCAUCACUGACAGAGCUAAAGAUCCAAAAGCACAAAGUUUAACUCCUCUGCAAUGUGCCACUCACUUUAGGCAGUAUGAUCUUCUCUCACACAGAGUCAUGCUUGCACUUAUAAAUCAAAUGUGGGUCAAGUUUGGAAGGAUCCGGGCAUGGUUUAAUCUACUUCUUAACUUUGCCUACAUCAUGAUAUGGACUGUGUAUGGCCUGUUGAUAGAGUAUGAUGUCCGCUACAAGUAUGACCUUCCAGACCAGUGGUGGAGGAUAGUACUCCUUGUGGCAGCCAUUGGGUUUACAAUCUGGCAGAUUAUAGAGGAAGUGUUGGAAUAUAAACGGUCUCUCCAGUUCCAUAAUAACUGGGUUAAUUAUAGAAGAAAGCAGAUAGAGGAGGACCUUAAAUAUUGUCACCCCAGGUGGACCGAGGAGAGUGAUUACCUCAAGAAAGAACUGGCUAAUCUAGAUGAAGCAAGACCUAGAUACUGGUCAGAUUUCUGGAAUAUCUUUGACUGGAUCUGCUACGUUUUUCUUAUUGCCAGCAUUGCUACGCACAUUGUGGAUAUUUUUGUCCACACAGAUGAUUUGGCUCGAUCACAUAUCAGAAUCAUGUCCGUGACAAUUAUAUUGUUGUGGCUUCGUUUGAUGAAGGUUGCCAGGGCAUUUUCUCUCUUAGGACCUUUUAUUGUGAUGCUGUCUCACAUGGUGAAGGAUCUCCUCAGAUUUGCCUUCCUCUAUCUAGAGUUCUAUCUGCCAUUUGUGUGUGCAUUUUGGAUGAUAUUUGGAGGCAGCAAGAGAGACUACUAUGAUUAUAACAACAUAGUAAAUGUGGAAGGGUAUGGAAAUUUUGGGGAUGUGUUCUACAGUCUGUUCAGACUGACUCUAGUGGAUGAGUAUGACUUCCCUAACAUGGAGAAAGUGGACCCAAUAAUGGCUAAGAUUCUAGUUGGCUUUUGGCUGGCUCUGUCUGCAGUUCUCUGUCUGAACCUCUUCAUUGCUCUUCUGUCUGAUACAUUUCAAAGAGUCUAUGAUAAUGCCCAGGCUAAUGCAGUGAUGCAGAAGGCACUCAUGACCCUUAGCAUUUGGGAAAAUAUGUCUCAAUCCCGACGCAAUACUUUUUAUGAUUUCAUGAAAAAUACCUGCAAUCCUUGGAAUGAUUACUACGACGAUGACAUGACUGAAGAGGGAGAGGAGGACAUGAAGAAGGUCACCAUGCAGAUCAAGGAUGACCUAGAUGACUUAAGAGAAGCAUUUGAUUCAAAGUUUGGAAAGCGGAAAGAGGAUGAAGAGGAGGAAGACCUGAACAACAAAUCUCGGAUGGUUGAUGUGGAGAGAUUUGAGAAUGAGAUCGGAAUUCUGCGAGACAGUAUAACUGAAUUACGAGUUAGACAGGAUGAUAUGAUGGAGAAUAUACAGACAAGCGUCAACACCAUUACAGGCCUCUUAAAUCAGUUGCUUGGAAACCCACCUGAAGCCAGUGAGGUUGAGCUGGAAUUAGAAACUAGACAAAGAUCGGCAAGAGGCCAUCCAAAGAAAUCCAAGAAGAAGAAGACAGACAGACAGCAGAUUAUCCACGAGGAUGACAAAGCUUUGUUAGAACCAACAACCCCUCCUACCCAGUCUCAGGUGCUACAAACACCUCCCACUGUUGAUGUUUCCAUGGCAGAUUUCUCUCCUCGAGACUUCACUCAACUGUCCCAACCAACAUUUAGUCCCAGAAGGCCACAGGAUGGUCAUGACCCUUCCACAGAAUGCUGAAUUAUUAUAGGCAUUGCAAACUAUCUGUGAUAUAUAAUUCUGAAAUAUUGUCAAGAAAAAAAGUUAUUUUGAUUUAAUAAGAAUUUCUGUACCAUAGUUUUCUAGUGAUUAAAAACUUGAGAUACACCAACCACAUGUACAAAGUAUCACAUUUUAUUUUUUAUAAUUUCUGAGUUGUUUAUGUAAUGCUAGAUUUUAUUUUACCUUAAGAACCAUUAACUUGUUUAAGAAAUCCAGAAGGUUUCAAGGAGAAAAAACUUUACAUUCGGUGAUUUAAGUUUUAUAUUAAGUUUUAGUUGUGAUUUGUAUUAGACAGUGUCCGUCCAUUUAUUUGAAAAGAGUUUUAACUAACAAUUCUUUUAUGUUUUAUUUUUAUGAAAGCAUAAAUGUAUAGAGCAUGUUAUAUUUAUAUUUUUAAAUAUUUAACAUGCCUCAUGUCUUCUUUACAAAUUUAAGUGUAUGUUCUAGGUGCUAUAGUAUGCUUUCCUUUUUUGUUAUUCUAAUGUACUCAUUUCCCCCCAUCUCUGUUGUGAAUUAUACUGUGAUAUAUUAUCUGUAAGUACAUGUAACAUUGCUCAGUACUAAAAAUAGAAAUGUGUACAAUGUACAUCUGCACCUAACGGACCUUUUACUGUGUUGACGUACAAUGACUAUAUAUUUAGAUUUAAUAUAAUUUGUGCUGGGAGUGCAUUGUAUCUUCCUUUAUAGCCUUCAGAAUUGUCACCUUUAAAAUACCUUUUUAUUUGUAUAUUCUGAAACUUAUGUAUAGGAUAAUAACAGUUCAAUAGGAUAGAUUCCAAAAUACUUUACACAUUUUUCAUGAGGCAUUAGAAGUAAGCAUAGUGAUCAAACAUUUAUCCAACUUGUUUACAUGUAAUACAAAUGUAACUUUGAAGAAUUCCACACUGUAUAUUUGAUGCAUACAUAUAUUUUUGAUGUAUACAUAUUUUUAUUUUGGUACAGAAAUGCAUUUUUAUGAACCAAUUGGCAAAUACUAACAUGUUUACAUGUAAGUAUGCAUAUUUUGGUCAGUCACUCUCCAAGCCUUUUUACUUGAUCAUUUAGGUAUAAAAGUGACAUGCAUUGUAUAUUUAAAAAUUAUGUUAUACAGUGUAUCUUUCUUUUUAUAGACUUCUAAUGAGUGCCAAAUAACUAAGGUCUAUUUUACCAUCAUAAUUGCUAACCACUGGUUUUGUGUCCAUUCUAUUUCCACAAACAAAUAUAAAAUAAAAUGGACACAAAACCUGUGGCUUGUGAUGAUGUUCUUCCCUGUGUUUUUAUUAUAAUCUCAGAGAAAACCAAUCAGACUUAUAUUUGUUUGUAUUGUGGAGAAAUAUGCAGGUGCUUAACAAAAAAAGAUCAGACAAAAAGUUGUGACAUUCAUAAACUUGAUUUUAUUUGAUUAAUUCUUUCAUUUAUAUUCUCUUAAGAAAAGAAUCAAAUGUUAUAUGUACCCUGUAGUGUAGUUUAUACGGUGUAAGUUUUCUGGGUAUGAAAAAGUAGGAUACUAACUGGGAAAUAAAUGACAAAUGUAAAACU
Saccostrea echinata is the source of this 4389-nucleotide messenger RNA. RefSeq names its product transient receptor potential cation channel subfamily V member 3-like. Gene Ontology annotation, molecular function: protein binding; calcium channel activity. The coding region runs from base 97 to 2850 and encodes 917 amino acids. Lineage: Eukaryota; Metazoa; Mollusca; Bivalvia; Ostreida; Ostreidae. Gene Ontology annotation, biological process: calcium ion import across plasma membrane. The record is from RefSeq and is a predicted model, not a curated record. The transcript is spliced from 24 exons. Gene Ontology annotation, cellular component: membrane.